Messenger RNA from Tripterygium wilfordii, 3606 nucleotides. Its product is annotated as alpha,alpha-trehalose-phosphate synthase [UDP-forming] 5-like. The transcript has 4 exons. The record is from RefSeq and is a predicted model, not a curated record. Gene Ontology annotation, cellular component: cytosol. Gene Ontology annotation, molecular function: catalytic activity. Gene Ontology annotation, biological process: trehalose biosynthetic process. NCBI's taxonomy places the organism in Eukaryota, Viridiplantae, Streptophyta, Magnoliopsida, Celastrales, Celastraceae. The coding region runs from base 653 to 3241 and encodes 862 amino acids.
UUCAAAUCAAACUCUGGGUUCCUAAACUUCCUACAAACCAAUGAUUGAAGGGUGAGAUUAUUAUUAAAAUGGGGUGAGGAUACACUUCUCUUCAACAGUGGAUUGAUUCCACUACCCACACUCAGUAAGAAAAUAAUAAAAUAAAAAUGGUGUAAAGUAAAGUGUAUGUAUUAUAUUUCGAGCUCAAAUGGUUAGUUAAUAUAUGAUUUGAGGUAUAAUUAUCAGCAGUUAACCAUGCUUAAGUGAGAAAGUCGGAGCUUUUUUUCCUCUGUUAUGUCACCCCUCACUCGUCACUGGUCACUCUAAACAGUAUCUGAAGUACUUGGGGAGCGAGAGAGUCAGAGAGAGAGUUUUUUAAGCAAAGGAAUCCUUGUUGUUUGAUGUGUGUGAAGGGAAACUAUCAUACGGAGUGAUGAAUGGUAGACACAGAAAAGAAAAGCAAAAAAAGAUCUGCUAGUUGCCACUCUAAGCGACCAGAGGAAAAGAGAGGAACCAUUUGAAGGACGAAUCUUUUGGUUUCUCUCUCUCUCUAAAAGUUUUCAACUCACUCUCUCUCUCUUUCUCUCUGAGCUCGAAAGACUUGGAUUUGGUGAGGCAUCGGCGUAGUCCUUAAGUUACUCUUUCGGUAGAAAGUACAUCGCCUGGUGUCACAAUGGUUUCAAGGUCUUACUCUAACCUCCUAGAUCUUACUUCUGGUGAUUACCCGACUUUUGCUCGUGAGAAGAAGAGGCUUCCUCGUGUGGCAACUUUUGCUGGAUCAUUGUAUGAGGCAGAUGAUGACAACUGCAAUAGCGUUGGCUCGGAUGCUCCAUCGUCUAUCGCUCAAGAAAGGAUGAUCAUUGUAGGAAACCAGCUUCCACUUCGAGCGCAUCGAAUUUCGGAUGGUGGUGGCAAGUGGAGCUUUAGCUGGGAUGAGGACUCGCUUCUCUUGCAACUCAAAGAUGGCCUUACAGAUGAUGUAGAAGUCAUUUAUGUUGGUUCUCUUAAAGAAGACAUUGAUCCCAGUGAACAAGAUGAGGUAGCCCAAAUUUUGCUUGAAAGCUUCAAAUGUGUGCCAGCAUUCAUUCCUCCAGAACUUUUCAGUAAAUUCUAUCAUGGAUUCUGCAAGCAGCAUCUAUGGCCUUUAUUCCACUACAUGCUUCCUAUGUCUCCAGAUCUUGGUGGCCGGUUUGACAGGUCCCUCUGGCAAGCUUAUCUGUCUGUGAACAAGAUAUUUGCAGACAAAGUAAUGGAAGUGAUUAGUCCGGAUGAUGAUUAUAUCUGGGUUCAUGACUACCAUUUGAUGGUCUUGCCAACAUUUUUAAGGAAAAGGUUUAAUAGAGUGAAGCUUGGAUUCUUCCUCCAUAGUCCAUUCCCAUCAUCUGAAAUAUAUCGAACCCUUCCUGUAAGAGAUGAACUUCUUAGAGCGCUUCUGAACUCUGACCUAAUUGGUUUCCAUACUUUUGAUUAUGCCAGGCACUUCCUCUCCUGUAGUAGUAGAAUGCUCGGUCUUUCUUAUCAAUCUAAGCGAGGUUAUAUAGGGAUUGAAUAUUAUGGUCGCACUGUGAGCAUUAAGAUUCUUCCUGUUGGAAUUCAUAUUGGCCAGCUCCAAGCUGUGAUGAAUCUUCCUGAUACUGAGUCUAAAGUUUCAGAGUUACGAGAUCAAUUUAGAGGUCGAACUGUGAUGCUUGGGGUUGAUGACAUGGACAUCUUUAAAGGGAUCAGCUUGAAACUCUUAGCCAUGGAGCAGUUGCUCAUGCAACGUCCUGACAAAAGAGGUGAAGUUGUUUUGGUUCAAAUUGCAAAUCCAGCAAGAGGUCGAGGCAAGGAUGUACAGGAAGUUCAAUCUGAAACUAAAGCCACAGUGAGGAGGAUUAAUGAGAAAUUUGGACAGCCAGGAUAUGCACCAGUAGUGUUGAUAGAUACCCCUCUUCAAUUCUAUGAGCGCAUUGCUUAUUAUGUAAUUGCUGAAUGUUGUCUUGUUACAGCGGUGAGAGAUGGGAUGAAUCUCAUACCGUAUGAGUAUGUUAUAUGCCGUCAAGGAAAUGAGAAGCUGGACGAAACAUUGGAGCUGAACCCAUCAACCCCAAAAAAAAGCAUGCUGGUAGUUUCUGAAUUUAUUGGAUGCUCCCCUUCACUGAGUGGGGCAAUUCGAGUAAAUCCGUGGAACAUUGAUGCUGUAGCUGAAGCAAUGGAGUCUGCCCUCGUAACUUCUGAGCAAGAAAAACAAAUGCGACACGAAAAGCACUAUAGAUAUGUCAGUACACAUGAUGUUGCAUAUUGGGCACGGAGCUUUUUGCAAGAUCUUGAAAGGGCUUGUAGGGAUCAUGUUAGAAGGCGGUGCUGGGGAAUUGGUUUUGGUUUGGGGUUUCGAGUCAUUACUUUGGAUCCAAACUUCAGAAAACUCUCAGUCGAUCAUAUUGUUUCAGCUUAUAAGAGAACAAAAAAUCGAGCAAUCCUUCUGGAUUAUGAUGGUGCUAUGAUGCCUUCAGGUUCGAUAAUUGCGACUCCUAAUACAGAGGCAGUUGGAAUAUUGAACAACUUGAGCAAAGACCCAAAGAAUGUUGUCUUCCUUGUAAGCGGGAAAGACAGAAAGACUCUAACUGAAUGGUUUUCCUCAUGCAAAAAACUUGGGAUCGCAGCAGAGCAUGGUUAUUUUUUGAGGCUAAACAGCGAUGCAGACUGGGAAACUUGUGUUUCAGUCCCAGAUUUCGACUGGAAGCAGAUUGCUGAACCGGUAAUGAAAUUGUACACGGAAACAACUGAUGGUUCCAUGAUCGAGGCCAAAGAGAGUGCUCUUGUUUGGAACUACCAAUACGCCGAUCCAGAUUUUGGCUCGUGCCAGUCUAAGGAACUUCUAGAUCACCUAGAAAGUGUCCUUGCCAACGAGCCAGUUUCUGUCAAGAGUGGUCAGCACAUUGUAGAAGUUAAACCUCAGGGUGUAAACAAAGGUCUCGCAGCGGAAUGUCUCCUCUCAACGAUGCAACAGAAGGGAAUGCUGCCAGAUUUCGUUCUGUGUAUUGGGGAUGAUCGGUCUGACGAGGAUAUGUUCGAGGUGAUAAUGAGUGCCAGGGACGGUCCAUCUCUCUCACCAGUUGCCGAAGUGUUUGCUUGCACUGUGGGGCAGAAACCAAGCAGGGCCAAGUACUACUUGGAAGACACAACUGAUAUUUUAAGAAUGCUGCAAGGCCUUGCCAAUGCUUCCGAGCAGGCUGCUCGAUACGCUUCCCAAGAACCUCCACGAGUAAGUAUCGACGGAUAGUAAAUGCACUUUGUGCUCUGCAUCAAGAAAUGGCCUUUGCUUGAAUAACUAAUGAGCCUCUAAGCUUUCGCUGGAUAUAGAUUCGACGUACGGGAAUUGUUGUGCAUUGUUAUUAGUAUAGUAAAAAUUAGCUUUUCAGUAGACUUCAGAUUUUGUGGCGACAUUAGAGACUUAGAUUGUAUUGCUUAUGUUAGUUUCUUAUAUCAGGUUAUAGGAUUGUCUCUGUGAUUAAGCUUGAGCAUCAAAACAAAAGACCGAUUUGAAUGAGGCUACCAGGCUCAUAUUCUUGACUAAGUUGUGUAACUAGGUAUGAAAUGAAAUGUUUGAGAUUAUCAUGAUUGAGAGUUUAAGUUUUUCUUGCACAA